AUGGACUUUCAUUCAUGCUCAAAUGUUCCUUCUUUCAAUAUUGCGAAAAAGUUUCAUAAGUUUUACUUCCUCAACCGAGACGCCAUCACCUCUGGAACUAGAAGUAUCAUGGAAAUACGCAGGGCAAAGUACAGUCCUACCAUAUGGUUUAAUCGACUCGUCGCGUCCUCCUUUAUUGGUCUUUUCUUCAGACUAGAAGGCAGUAGUCAUCCCGAAGAGAUCACAGGGGCAACGUUUCUAAACGAACUUCGUGCUGGUGCGACGACCUUUGCGGCCAUGACAUAUAUCAUUGCUGCUUCUAUUCUUUCACAGACGGGCGGAGCUUGCAUUUAUGAUGCGACGAAUCGAAAUGACUGUGAUAAAAUUCUUAGUUAUGCGACACGCAAAGAAGAGGUUAGAAGAGAUCUCGUCAUUGCCACAUCAGCUGUGGCUGCAAUUUCCAGCUUCAUAUUUGGUCUUGUCACCAAUUUACCCAUAACCCUUGCGCCGGGUAUGGGUCUCAACGCCUAUUUCGCUUUCCAAGUGGUCGGAUACAACGGCUCGGGUAAAAUUCCUUAUCGAGUUGCUCUAACAGCAGUCUUUCUUGAAGGGCUCAUUUUUGUUUUCUUCGCACUCACAGGCAUCAGACAAUCGCUCGUCAAACUGAUCCCGUCGACGAUCAAGAUAGCUACAGGUGCUGGUAUUGGUCUAUUUCUUGCUGAGAUUAGUUUGUCGUAUGGCUCGGGGAUUGGAGCCAUUACUGGAGGUUGGAAUGCGACGCCUUUGGCUAUUACCGGGUGUCCCAUUGAGAUGAUUAAUCCCGAUACGCAGAUGUGUGAUUGGGGAUCAUGUCAAGCCCAAAGGCAAAUUUGGACAGCCAUCUUUUCUGGUGGCAUAUCUGUUGCCUAUCUCAUGGCUUUUCGCGCCAAGUAUGCCUUUCUUGUUGGCACCCUCCUGGUUGUAGUUGUUUCCUGGCCACGUGAAACCAAGAUAACCUAA
This is a messenger RNA of Fusarium venenatum, 978 nucleotides long. Its product is annotated as permease. The record is from RefSeq and is a predicted model, not a curated record. Gene Ontology annotation, biological process: guanine transport; adenine transport; transmembrane transport. NCBI's taxonomy places the organism in Eukaryota, Fungi, Ascomycota, Sordariomycetes, Hypocreales, Nectriaceae. Gene Ontology annotation, cellular component: plasma membrane. Gene Ontology annotation, molecular function: purine nucleobase transmembrane transporter activity.